AUGCAUUAUCAUAAAGUGGGGGAUUUACUAUAUCCCAAUCGUAUUAAAGAUUUAAAGGGUCACAUUUUUCUAACUCUACCCGAUCAAAUUAUACCACGUACUUUUUUGACUGAAAAUAAAAAUGAUAAAUUGAAAAUUUACGGUUAUGGAGAAAUUAUAUUUUAUGGUUUUUUAGAGACCUUAACCAGAAACUACACCAUUGAUUUACCAGGCACAUUAGUACCAGUGAUUAAUCCUCAGCAGCUGGAUUAUUACUCUUAUCCAUUUGAAAUUAUGACUGCUUGUCUCAUGAUACCAAAGGCUAAACACAGAAAAGAAAUUGUAAAACAUCAUGUCAAAUUCUCUGAUUACGUACUCAACGAUGUCGCUCUAAGAGGGAUUUUGGGACAACCAUUUAAAGUGUGGCUAAAGGCUGGUUUCUUUAUCAAAUACAUUUACAUCUUGCUGUCCUUUACAGGUCUCUAUCUCAGUCUUAUUUAUAAUGCAUUUCUACAAACAUUUUUCACUCAACCUAUUAAGGAGAAACAAUUAAAAACUUUUACAGACUUGUAUGAGAAUAACAUAUACACUUUAUUAUCCGAUCGAGAAGUGUCAUAUUUUAAGGGUAUAAAUAAAAAUUUUGAACUAUUACAUCGCAUCACUAACUAUGAGGAAUUCAACAGAAUGAGAAGUCGUCUCAACACUUCGUAUGCUUAUCCCACCAUUGACAUUAAUUGGAAUUCUCUUUUCAGCUAUCAACAGAAUAUUAUAAAAAAUAAACGUUUUAUAUUUUCCAAAGACGCCUGCAUAUUCCAUACUAAUUUUCUAAGUUUUCCCUUGGCAGAGAAUUCUAUCUAUCGAACACCAGUCCAACAUUUAAUCAUGAUUGCUAGAGAUUUUGGUUUAAUUAAACGUUGGUUUACUAUCAACUUUCCCGAUCAGUUGGCAAAAGAUAAAGUGCCCUUAAUGGUUGAUUCAAGAGAUAUAUUGCCAGGUGAAAGACCUCUGAAAUUGCAAGAUUUUGAAUUGAUUUAA
Molecule: messenger RNA, 1014 nt
Organism: Lucilia cuprina (Australian sheep blowfly)
Lineage: Eukaryota; Metazoa; Arthropoda; Insecta; Diptera; Calliphoridae
Exons: 4
Coding region: 1-1014 (337 amino acids)
Source: RefSeq, a predicted model, not a curated record